Messenger RNA from Vidua chalybeata, 902 nucleotides. Its product is annotated as synaptobrevin-like protein 5. NCBI's taxonomy places the organism in Eukaryota, Metazoa, Chordata, Aves, Passeriformes, Viduidae. Bases 244 to 603 code for a protein of 119 amino acids. Gene Ontology annotation, cellular component: plasma membrane. Gene Ontology annotation, biological process: Golgi to plasma membrane protein transport. The transcript is spliced from 3 exons. The record is from RefSeq and is a predicted model, not a curated record.
GACAGGGGGCUCUCUGGGGACACGGGACCCGGCAGCUGGGGAGGCUUGAAUGGGGGGUCCUGGCGAGCCCCGUCCCGGGGUGCGGGCCGGGGUGUCCCGGGAUCGUGGCCACUCGAGGGUGACUGGGGGCGGGCCCGGUCCCUCCCGGCGGGGGCGGCCGCUGGAGCCCGAGGCGGGACGGGUACAGGAACGGGCGCACCGGUACCGGCACCGGCCCCGACCCCGGCCUGCGGUACCGGGACUAUGGCGGGGCUGGCGCGGUGCCAGCGCGAGGCCGAGGAGGUGGCAGAGCUGAUGCGACAGAACGUGGCGAGUGCACUGGAGCGGGAGGGACACCUGGAGCAGCUGCAGAGCCGGGCCCAGGACCUGCGACAGGCGAGCGAAGCCUUCACCCGCACCACACAGAUGGUGACGCGGCGCCAGCGCAGGAGACACCGGCGGUGGCACCUGGUGGCCCUCGGCCUCGGCCUCCUCCUCCUCUUCAUCCUGGCGCUGGCACUGGCGCUGGCCCUGGCACGGUCAUCCCCUGGCACUGUCACCAGCACUGUCCCCACCCCACAGUGGGGGACCAAGCACCCGCCCAGCACUGCAGGGACCCCAUGAGGACAGAGCCUGAGGGACCAUAACAAAUAACUAAAUAAAUAAAUAACCCACCACAAACACCAGGACUUCUUGGGGAGACCCCACAAUAACAACAACGAACCAGCGGGGUGAUCCUUGGGGCGACCCUACAAUGAAUAAACGCCAAGAUCUGCUCUGAAGAGAUCCUACAAUAAAAACUCUGCAAGACCCACUCAAGGGGAACACUACAACAAGCAGCAGGAGCUCUUUGGGAAGACCCUACGAUCCCAAACCAGGAGAAUGAACUUCGGGGAGACCCUAUAAUAAAUUAAUAAAUACCA